AACGCAUAGCCUGAAACCCUCCUUUACUUACCUUACUUUUCAGUUCACAAAAUCUCACCUUACUCUACCCUAAUUAGGGUUUGAAAUGUUGUAAAAAUAAUUAUGGAAGUCUCCGAAUCAAAUCCUGUACCAAAUCUUUGUAAUGAUAACACAAACCCUCAAUUAGGGUUGCAAUCUUCUUCUUCUACUACUAUUAAAUCUGAUCUCGAUCGUUCACCCUCUGAUCUUGAUCACACGGCGGAGCUAGUGGAAGAGUGUCAGAAUCUGGAUUUGGGGGACGCCGAAGAGAAGAGUUCAAAUAAAGAAGAGGAGGAAGAAGGCAGCAACAGUGAUGAUAUUAAUAAGAAUGUAAGUGAAGUUGAGGAUGAGAAUGAGAACGAGAACGAGUUUGAGAAUGAAAAUCAGAUAAUAAAAAAGUACCCAUACCCGGUUAGACCAGAUGCAGAAGAUUGCGCAUAUUAUAUGAAGAAUGGAUGUUGCAAAUUUGGAUCUAAUUGCAAGUUUAACCAUCCUGCCCGUAGGAAAAGCCAGGUUGCGAAAGAGAAGGUGAAGGAAACGGAAGAGUUAGCGGAGAAGCCAGGACAGAGCCAGAUAGAAUGCAAGUAUUACCUGAAGACAGGAGGUUGUAAGUUUGGGAAGGCAUGCAGAUUCAGUCACACAAGAGUAAAAUCACCGGUUGUGCCAAUUUUAGAGCUCAAUUUUUUGGGUUUGCCUAUUCGGCCGGGAGAGAAAGAGUGUCCCUUUUACAUGCGUAAUGGCUCCUGCAAGUAUGGAUCUAAUUGCAGAUUUAAUCAUCCUGAUCCCACAGCUGUUGGUGGCUCUGACUCUCCUUCAGGACGUGAUAAUGAUGGAUCCAUCUCCUCUCAAGUUGUGUCACAAACAAGUCUAGGAUCCUGGUCAUCACCAAUGGUUUUAAAUGAGACGCCAUCCUUUGUGCAAAUGAUUUAUCCACCAAGCCAAGUGGCUGCAUCACAAAAGGCUGAAUGGAAUGGUUAUCAGGGUCCUCUAAUUCCACCAGAAAGGAGUAUAAAUCCAACCCCUGCAUAUGCCAUGAAACUGCCAGUGGUAGAAACAAAUGUAUAUACACAUCAACAGCAACAGAUGUUAGCUGAUGAAUUCCCAGAACGACCUGGCCAGCCUGAUUGCAGUUACUUCCUAAAAACUGGGGACUGUAAGUUCAGACACAACUGCAAAUAUCAUCAUCCAAAGAAUCGCACCUCAAAGUCACAACCAUGUGCUCUCAGUGAUAAGGGUUUACCACUAAGACCUGGUCAAAAUAUCUGUUCGCAUUACAGCCGCUACGGCAUUUGCAAGUUUGGCCCCGCUUGUAAAUUUGACCACCCAGUUCAGCUGGCAGUUUCUUCGACUGAAUCUGGAGUUGAUUCACUUGCCCAUUUUGGCAAUUCUGCAACAGUGGAAGAGACAGGAGGGUCUGCAAAUGGAACUGAUAAUCAAAUUCAUCAGCCAGUGUAAAAUAUUUUUUUUGUUUCAAUUCAAGGGCUCUGUCGCGUUUAGGAGGAUUUUUGUUGUCUUUGACAUGGAAAGUUCUUCUGUUUAACCAUUUUAGUUAUGGUGCCACAUGCUUUUCAUAGGGUGGCUCUAGGUAUAUUUAUAUCAUGCUGUGUUACUACUACAAGCCAAAGCGAAUCAGGAUACAUAACUUACAUUUGCUUCAAUGGAGUAUAUCUUAAAUCAA
This is a messenger RNA of Mangifera indica (mango), 1696 nucleotides long. Its product is annotated as zinc finger CCCH domain-containing protein 67. Lineage: Eukaryota; Viridiplantae; Streptophyta; Magnoliopsida; Sapindales; Anacardiaceae. Gene Ontology annotation, molecular function: mRNA binding; metal ion binding. Bases 103 to 1473 code for a protein of 456 amino acids. The record is from RefSeq and is a predicted model, not a curated record. The transcript has 6 exons.